AAAAUUUUUCGCAUAAAGUUCCUACUUUUAUACAAAUCAAAAUGGAGGCAAUUUGAGGACAAAAAUAAAGCACGGGGCUUUUUGGAAUCCAUAUGUUAAUGUCUGAUUUGGUGAAAAUAUUAAAAGUGGAUCUUUUAAAGUGAAAUAUGGAUCCGGCAUUGUUGAAGGAAAGGAAGGCUUUUAUAGACCGAGCAAAGGCUCAGCCUGUAGUGGAGAAAAGAAAGAAAGGCAAAGAUGUAUCGGAUGAAAAACCAGUCAAAAAACAAAAAUCAAGCUCUUCGUUCAAACCAAAGAGUGAGUCCAGCUCGUCUUCUUAUGAUUAUAAGUCUUCUUCAGGAAGUUCUCAAUACAAGUUUGCUAUUUUGGCAAAAAUUGUAAAAUAUAUGAAAUCGAGACAUCUAAAAGGAGACACUCAUCCUCUGAUGAUUGAUGAGAUUCUGGAUGAAACAAAUCAACUGGAUGUGGGCAGCAAAAUUAAACAUUGGCUAAUAACUGAAGCCUUGAACAACAAUCCAAAAGUUAAAGUGACAGAUAAUGGACAGAAAUAUGCCUUCAAACCUAAGUUUGACAUUCGUGAUAAAAAUAGUUUAAUGAAAUUACUUAAAUACCAAGAUUUGCAUGGCUUAGGUGGAGUGAUGAAAGAGGAUGUGGAAGAGUCACUGCCUAAUGCCGAGAAGGCUUUCAAAACCUUGGGAGAACAUAUCAUCACCAUAGUGAGACCAAAUGACAAAAAGGAGAUUCUGUUUUAUAAUGACAAAUACUGUAGGUACAAAUUAGAUGAUGAUUUUCAGAAACUGUGGAGAGGAGUUUCAAUUGAUGGACUGGAUGACAAAAAAAUUGAAGAAUAUUUGGAGAAACAGGGGAUUUCAUCCAUGCAGGAUGUUGGAUUGAAAAAGGCAGUGCAAAUUAAACGUAAAAAAGGUGGUGGAAAGAGAAAAAUGUUCAAAAAGCACAACGAGCAUUUAGAAGGUGUUCUUGAGGAUUAUUCAGAGACUGUAAAGUAAAUUUUGUUCUGUAUAAUGUUAUACAUAUGUACUGAUAGGUAGACUAGAGAUAAACAUUGUAUAUAGAUUAUUUUGACAAUAAAACACAUAGCACAUUCCGAUGGUACUCAUACAUAUGUUUAUUAUCAUUAUAAUAAUGAUGGUUUAUGCACUUAUGUCAAAGGUACAUGUGUAUACACUAAUGUAAAAUUGUCAAUUGUAUAUCUAUAUGCACUAAUGUCAAUGAUAAGUGUAUUAUUCACUUGUGUAAAUAUGAUUAUGUAUUUCUAUUAAGUAUCAGAUUUUAAAAUGGGAUUCUUCUUCA
Ostrea edulis (European flat oyster) is the source of this 1308-nucleotide messenger RNA. RefSeq names its product general transcription factor IIE subunit 2-like. The record is from RefSeq and is a predicted model, not a curated record. Lineage: Eukaryota; Metazoa; Mollusca; Bivalvia; Ostreida; Ostreidae. Gene Ontology annotation, biological process: transcription initiation at RNA polymerase II promoter. The transcript is spliced from 2 exons. Bases 147 to 1004 code for a protein of 285 amino acids. Gene Ontology annotation, cellular component: transcription factor TFIIE complex.